AUGGGUGUCACAGGUCUUUGGACAGUUGUCCAACCAUGUGCUCGACCCAUUAAGCUUGAGACUUUGAAUAGAAAGCGCCUUGCAAUUGACGCUUCUAUAUGGAUCUAUCAAUUUCUCAAAGCAGUCCGUGAUAAGGAGGGUAACGCGCUCCGCAACUCGCACGUUGUGGGCUUCUUUCGCCGCAUCUGCAAACUGCUCUUUUUCGGUAUCAAGCCUGUAUUUGUCUUCGAUGGCGGGGCACCGGUGCUCAAGAGACAGACUGUCAGCUCGAGAAAGUCGAGAAGAGAGGGUCGUAGGGAAGAUGCUGUCAGGACUGCGGGGAAACUGUUGGCUGUGCAGAUGCAAAGGAGAGCGGAAGAGGAGGAGCAGAGGCGUAAAGAUGAGAGAGACCAACCGAGACAAGACGAAGAAGAGGAGGAAGUACCAGAAAAUCCUGUGUACGUGGAUGAAAUACAGAUGACUGCGCAAGAAAGGCAGCAAAAUCGGGCCUUCAGAAAGAAAGACGCAUAUCAUUUACCAAACCUAGAUGCUGAUUUAUCUGGCAUGGGUGCGCCGAAUGAUCCAAGAAUCAUGAGCCACGAAGAAUUAGAGGAGUACGCCCGCCAGUUUCAUACUGGAGAAGACGUGAAUUUGUAUGACUUCAGCAAGAUCGAUUUCGAAGGUCCAUUCUUCCAAAGCCUACCCGCCAGUGAUCGCUACAACAUAUUGAAUGCGGCAAGGUUGCGAUCGAGAUUGAGGAUGGGAUAUAGCAAAGAACAGCUAGAUACAAUGUUUCCCAACCGCAUGGAUUUCUCGAGGUUCCAGAUCGAUAGAGUCAAGGAACGUAACGAGCUGACCCAGCGAUUGAUGAACAUAAACGGUAUGAAUGGCGAAGAGGCCAUGUUUGGCGUAGAUCAAGGUGGACGGGUGGCUGGCGAGAAGGGUAAAGAGUAUGUGCUUGUGAAGAACGAUGGGGUGGAAGGCGGCUGGGCCCUCGGUGUUGUCAGCAACAAGGGGGAAGGCGAAAGGAGCAAGCCUAUUGACGUGGAUGUCUCAACGCAAAGAGAUCCGAAACAGGAUGAAAAUGAAGAGGAAUGGGAAGCCGAUGGUUUUGAAGAUGUGCCCAUUGAAGGGUUGAACAGAUUAUCAAAGAGACAAGCGAGACAGGCCCCUGAAGAGAAUUUACUCUUCAGUUCUGAAGAAGCUGCUGCACGUAGACGCAAACUUUAUGGAGCUAGGAUGAAGAAUGCAAGGCCGAUGAGCAGAGAUCAAGAUGAGCGUAUUGUGCCUGAAGAAUCUGAUUCUCUAUUCAUUCCACAAGCAGAACAACGUGAUGAAGAUGACGAGGAAAUUGAUGAGCUUUUCGAAGAUGUUCCAGCGCCUGCCGUUGAGGGAGAAGACGAUGAUCUGAAUCGUGCAAUUGCGAUGUCCUUGGAGAACGAUCAAGCCGAUAAAUCUGAUGAAGAACAAGAACUACCGAGCUUUGCCUCUACAGUAAAGUCAGGUCCACGAACAGAUCAACUUCUUGAGUUCAACCAGAAGAACGCCAGCGCGGGUCGAGAUUUUGCUCAUCUUGCAAAUGCUCGAGCUCAUGGACUUGCACCGAAAGCGGCCGAGGAUGAAAGCGACGAAGAUGAUUUUAACAUUCGAGCUGGCCUGACCGAGGCGAGAAAUGGCAAGCACAGACCCCAGACUGGUCCUAGGGUGCACGGUUUCAAGCGUCCAGAGCCGAGUAAGAACCUAGAACAGUCACCAUCUGGCUUGAGAAGGGGCGAAGAUGCACCAAGUGCUUCCAAUGAGUCUACAGCAAACUUGAAUGGCUUUGAUGGGCCGCUACCAUUCGAAUCGCUAAGUCUAGGUAAAUCAAUUCUAGGUAAGAAGAAGAAGAAGCCUGCAGACAAAGCUCAAGGUGGCUUUGAGAAAGAUAGUAUGUCUGAAGAGAAGGCUCCGAAACCAUUACCGCCUUGGUUUUCUGGCGACAUACGAAAGGAAACAGCGAAACAAGAUGCGCUGGAGGAACAGGAGUUUCAGAAAGAGGAUGCUAGUCCACAAAGGAACACUGCAGUAGAUCUCCCGGUCUUAAGACACCAAGAGACUGGAGAGAUCAUCGACCUUGAUCAUCCUCAGGGCCAGAACGACGAGGUAGUCCUAGUUCCAUCGGACGACGAAGAUGGCUCGGAUGAUAUGUUCAUGGGCGAAAGCAGACCUAUUCAGGAAGACUUAAUUAUGGACGAUAUUGCUGAUCUGACGUGUAUAGAACCACCAAUUACAUACGUAGGUGCACACAAGCCUCCUCCACCUGCAUCGCCCAUUGAAACAGCCAUUGAUAGACAAACAAUCGAUAGAUCAGAUGCUGGUAGCACACCGGCCGAGGAUACGAGUGCCAGGAAAGGUCCUUCAGAAUCUCUUGUGCCGUCUCCCAGAGAAAAGGCUCCUGGAUCAGACCAUGGAGAUGACGAUGUUGAUCAAUCGCCUAUCGACUGGUCUGAGAGUGAUCAUGAGACUGAGCAGCCCAGAAAGCAAAAUCUCAAGACCUCCGAAGAGCCAGCCGGUGGCACGCUGGAACAGAAGGUCAAUGAUCCGUCGAAAUCUUCCUCACUUGAGCUUGCGGAUCAAGGCGUGAAUGAAGUGGACAGUCAGCCAAGCGAUAGAGCUGAAUCUACUUUUCAAGACGCUGAUGUUGAUCAAUCCAGGCCUGCUUUAAUUAAGGAGGAAUCCAUGACGAUCCCAACCUUUGAGGGUCUAGAUGCUACCGCAGAUGAUGACGACUACUCUGAUCCUGAAGACGAAGAUCUGAUGCGGCAGCUUGCUGGGGAGGCCGAGGAGCACGCCAGAUUUGCUUCGGAGUUGAACCAAAAGACAUUCUUGCAGAACGCUGAAGACUAUGAGCGCGAGCUCCGCCAGCUUCGCAAUCAACAGAAGAAAGACCGAAGAGACGCUGACGAAGUAUCGCACAUCAUGGUCACAGAAUGCCAGCAACUUCUCAAGCUUUUCGGCCUACCCUACAUCACUGCUCCUAUGGAAGCCGAAGCACAAUGUGCCACAUUAGUCUCCUUAGGUCUCGUCGACGGCAUCGUAACCGAUGACUCCGACAUCUUCCUCUUCGGCGGCACCCGCGUCUAUAAAAACAUGUUCAACCAAGCCAAAUUCGUCGAAUGCUACCUCUCCACCGAUCUCGAAAAAGAAUACAGCCUCACUAGAGAUAAGCUCAUCCGCUUCGCCCACCUCCUGGGCAGCGAUUACACCGAAGGCCUCCCCAACGUCGGCCCCGUCACAGCCCUCGAAAUCCUCUCUGAAUUCGAAACGCUCGAGAAUUUUGCGGAAUGGUGGGCCGCCGUGCAGAUGACCCAACGGCCUGCCGAAGAAGACAAGGGCAGCGCUUUUCGCCGGAAAUUCAGGAAGAACGCGUCUAAGAUCUUCCUGCCAAACACAUUCCCUGACACGCGCGUCGAUCAGGCUUAUCUCUAUCCCGAAGUCGAUAAAGAUCCUCAGCCCUUUCAGUGGGGAGCUCCUGAUCUUGACGCGUUGAGAAAUUUCCUGAUGGCUACGAUCGGAUGGGGCCAGGAGCGUACAGAUGAGGUUCUUGUGCCGGUCAUCAAAGAUAUCAAUCGUAGAGAGAAUGAAGGGACGCAAGCGAACAUCACGCAAUUCUUUGGCGGCGGGGUGGGUGUGGGCGCGAGGCAGAAUGUGAAUACUGGUGGUGGGGGCGGAGGACAGGCGUUUGCGCCAAGGAAGAAGGUCGGAGGGAAGAGUAAGAGGAUGGAGAGUGCGUUGGAGAGUUUGGCUGGUAGAGCUAAGGGAAGGGCUGCGGGGGAUGGUGAUGGUGAUGGUGAUGGUGGAAGUGCGAAGGGGGGUGAGGAUGGGGUGGUGGGGUCGAAGCGUGCUGCUGAAAGGGGGAAUGGCAGUGGUGGUGGCAGGAAGAAGAGGAAAGCGAGGGCGGAGAAGCGGGUGGUGACAAGUGAUGAGGAGAAUGAGGAGAAUAUGGAGAUUGGGUCUGAUGAUGAGGACACAGAUGGUGGUGCUGCAUAUAAAGCCCCUGCGAGAACGAAGAGGGGCAGACUGAAGGCUUCUUAA
Molecule: messenger RNA, 4053 nt
Organism: Bacidia gigantensis
Lineage: Eukaryota; Fungi; Ascomycota; Lecanoromycetes; Lecanorales; Ramalinaceae
Exons: 1
Coding region: 1-4053 (1350 amino acids)
Biological process (GO): nucleotide-excision repair
Cellular component (GO): nucleus
Molecular function (GO): DNA endonuclease activity; single-stranded DNA binding
Source: RefSeq, a predicted model, not a curated record